AGGUUUCUGAGCAGAUGGUCACUUUUUCAUCAUGUGAAUGCCCAGUGGGCCAGGACAGAUGUCACCACAUGGCAGCGCUCCUCCUAUGGAUUCAAAAGAAUGUUUCAAGAACUGAUCUUGAGUGCAAGUGGUCCCGCCCCAAACCCUGCAAAUCCCAAGAAACCCCAACGAAGAGACUUUCACAGCUGACUCCAAGUACAAGUACAGCUGGAAUAAAAAGACUUGUGGAAGAGGAGGAUAGGGAGUGGCUAUUACAGAGAGUUUCCUUGCUAGGAAGAUUCACUGGGAUUGGGUGGAUCCUUUCCAAAGAACCUGAAGUGGUCAAACAAGUAAAAAGCUAUGCUUUUAUAACAUGACGGAGCAGAUGAAGAAGCUUGAGAAGCAGUUACAGCAGGCCAGGGACCAGCAGGAGAAGAGCGCCGAGCAGGUCUUGGAGUUGGAGCAGGCCCUUGAGGAACGGCAGCAGAUGCUGCUACAGAGCACGGCCCGCAUGGCCGAGCUGGAGGACAAAGAAGGACAGCUGGAACACCAGGUGUCACAUCUGGAGAAGGGUCUAAACCACGUGACCACAGCAGCAGAGAAAGAUGCCGCCUUGAUCGAGAAGAAGCUACACCAGGCUUGCAUGGACCUGGAGGAUAGGACCAGUCAGUUGACGGAAGCUACUCAGGCUCUGAGUCAAGCCCAGUCGGAGCUAGCCGAAGCCGAAACCCGGUCAGCAGACUUGGAGCUACAGCUCAGCCAGACCAAGAAGGACUGCGACAACCACGCAGCCAAGGCAACCCAGCUAGAUAUGGACCUCAGAGAGGCUAAACUACAGCUGGACAACAUGACACAGAAAGUUUCUGACCAGGAGAGUUCCCUGGAGACCACCAGACAGGAGAACAAGUCUCACAGGGAGCGCUCCACGGAGCUGGACGGGGAGCUGCGCCGGGCCCAGCUGGAGAUGCAGACGGCAACCAAGCAGCUGUCUGAACUACAGCGACUGCUGCAGCGUAGCCGGGCCGAAGCCAAGCAGAAACAGCAGCGUAUGCAGGAACUCAGCGACGAAUUGAGGUAA
Messenger RNA from Patiria miniata (bat star), 1057 nucleotides. Its product is annotated as coiled-coil domain-containing protein 18-like. The transcript has 6 exons. The record is from RefSeq and is a predicted model, not a curated record. Lineage: Eukaryota; Metazoa; Echinodermata; Asteroidea; Valvatida; Asterinidae. The coding region runs from base 353 to 1057 and encodes 234 amino acids.